Molecule: messenger RNA, 2823 nt
Organism: Hippocampus zosterae (dwarf seahorse)
Lineage: Eukaryota; Metazoa; Chordata; Actinopteri; Syngnathiformes; Syngnathidae
Product: zinc finger protein 547
Exons: 2
Coding region: 147-1199 (350 amino acids)
Biological process (GO): regulation of transcription by RNA polymerase II
Molecular function (GO): DNA-binding transcription factor activity, RNA polymerase II-specific; RNA polymerase II cis-regulatory region sequence-specific DNA binding
Source: RefSeq, a predicted model, not a curated record
AAUCACGUCACAUAACACGCAUACUUCCUGUUGUAUUACGGUACAGUCUGCAAUCGCAUCGUCAGAGAGGCCGCUUGUAACAUAAUAUUCAAAAAUAGAAAACUAAUUUUAACAGCUCUACGUUUUAAAACAAUUUUCCAUCUGCCAUGUCGACGCAACCGGCUCACGGCGCAGCUUUCCAGAGUAAGUUAGCCUCCAUCAUGGAGACGCUCGCCCAGGCGGCCGUGUUGGAGAUCGCGCAGCUGUGGGAGGAUGCCUUCGCUUUGGUCCACGCCGAACUCCGCCGCAGGGAGCGGGAGGUGGAAGCCCUGGAGAGGAAGCUGCUGGAGAACCAACAGCGGGAUAGCAAUGUGUCGCCAGCGCCGCUUGGCUCCUCCGGCGGGGAUCAGUCGCCGUCAACAACAGCAACCAACGAUGCUUCUGCCACAACUUCUGAGCAGAGCAUUGGAGACAAGGCAGUCCCCUCAACCAAUCAUGGAGCAGCACUACAACUUCAGGAGAACCCAAGCGAGCAGACCCUCAACGAAAACACAGCCGACGAGGAGUUCCCCUUCAAGCGAGAGGACGACGAAGACGACGUCAUGAUUGUGGAGCAGGUGAUCGACUCAGAGUCUGCCGUCCCCGCUGACCGGCCCUCGGGUCACGGCGCGGACGUGACCGGUGAGGAUCAGGAGAGCCGCAUGUGGUCAUCCGUUUCUAUAGGCGACAGCGACACCACAGAGGAGGCAGACUACUUCUUGGCCACCAAUUCCAAGAAUGUGGAUUCAGAGAUUCUGCUCAUUGAGAACGCCUUGGACAUUCUGGAUAAUUCCUCUGACAGAUUGCUCGCGGAUGGCAGACACACUGCGUCCAGUCACUCGAGGGCUCCGGCGGCUUUAAGACAAACUCAUUCCCUCGGCCAAUCUAGCGAAAGGCGACAGUCCUUCCUCUCGGGGAAAUUGAAUCCAGACAAUGGCAUUUUCAUAUUGAACGACCCGAGGCUGGGCAAAGAAGUCGCAGGGCGGCGCGUCAAAGAAAAGUGGUUCAUCUGCCCAUUCUGUGGUAAGAGCUUCGACCGCGUCAGUCACCUGGAGAUCCACCAGCGCAUCCACACGGGUGAGAAGCCGUACACGUGCGACAUGUGCGGCAAGUCUUUCUCACAGAGGAGUAACCUGCGCACGCACCAACGCACGCACAAGGAGGCCCCGGGGCCUCAGUGACCCUUCCAGACUAAGAGGAAUGGCGUAACACUUGGUUUAUUACAACAAAGUCAACUUUGACACCGACUUCCAACUUGCCACGGUCUUCCAACCAAACACACAACUUCCUGCUCCAGUGGACCAAAACCAAAAAAAUGGAGCUAAUAUGCUGGAGCCUGUCAGUGGGAACUUGGUUGACUGACAAAUCUGUUUACAUUUUUUUCCCCCUGGACAAAUAUUGUUUGGCUUCACAAACUAUGCUUCCUAAUAUCCACACAGAACAACGUAAUCGUCAUUUGGACUGCUCGUCACAUAAGUUGUACUUUUUUUCCCUGUAAAUUAGCCCUUAGUGUGGAUCCGAAGCCACUAAAUUGUGCUAGCAAGAAAUCCUGAAAAGUGUCACUGUUACGCUAGCGUCCAUUUGGUUCUUGCGAGCAGGGCUGGGCGUGUGCUGCCACAUACUUCUUUUUUUAAAGUUUCUUUUUAAGUGCUGUAAAGGUCUCAACAAACCAAGCCUUUUUUUUUUACCAAGCCUGUAAUACCUCUCCAUGCCAUCGGUGGCAGCAUAGGGGUUAGUGGUAGUUACUGUUUCUCGGUCCUCUAAAAAUAGCAACUGAAACUUCCAGUCCGAAAGCUGUACGACCACGGCGGCAUCUACUGACUAACGCUUCUGAAUUGGAUGUCUAUAUGUGUGCGAGGCGAUGUAAAUAUCGUGCAAAAUAAGCAACUCCUGCACAUGCCUUACUCCGGCUGCAUUCUACAUCGCUGUUUGUUUGCUUUGUUACCUUCCGACAACCAGUGUCGAUUUUAACAUGUUGAAUCAAACGAAAACUGCCCGCCAAGGGCCCAAGCCCCACUUGGCCAACGUCAGCUUGGUCUAUUGAGACCUCUAACAGAAUUCUGUUCUUACACCCGCGGAAAUGCAGCUCACCCAUCAGUCACUGCUGGUGCCCAAAAGACAACGCUGCAGGACAGCUUUUUGGAAUGUAAACGCUGCUUGGGAAAGACGACUUGUCACAAGAAAUGCUGCUUGUCGUAGUGAGAAAGACAGCACUGACUCGGACAGGCCAUUUAAACACACAAUACAUUUAUGUCAUGAAGUGUGCGUGUAUGUGUGGGCGGGGCUUUCAAUCUAAUUACAUUUCAUGAAAGCCAUUUCUUCUUAUUUAUAUUUUAUGAUGCAAUGCUGUUUUUCUAUAUUAAAAAAACAUGUUAAAAAAUUGUGUUGAUUUGGGGGGGUUGUAACGGAUUAAUAGCAUAUCCAUUCAUUUCAACUGGAAAGGUUAAUUUGAGAAACCGGUGUUUACAGUUUUUGAAGGAUUCCUGCAAAUUAUAAAUGAUAACAAAUUAUUACCCUAAAAUGUACACUUUGGGUGCGUUUUGGUGGCGAGGUGGCAAAGUUUGCUGCAGCGCUGCAUCCAAAUGUAAAAAAAAAAACAAGUGUACCAAACCUGUCCAGUCCACGCGGUUCAAAUUUAGUAGCAGUCGGUAAAAGUCUCUAAGAAUUUGCCUGCGAUUGUCCAAAAAAGAUAAGCCCUUAGAAUGGCUUUUUGAACCCGAGAUAGUCGACUUGCUCUGUCUUUUUGCAUGUGGCUUCUGAAAUCAGAGGGGUUCGCUGAGCAAAGUUUAAGCAUUUAUAGUAAAA